Molecule: messenger RNA, 2152 nt
Organism: Pocillopora meandrina
Lineage: Eukaryota; Metazoa; Cnidaria; Anthozoa; Scleractinia; Pocilloporidae
Source: the annotation of a GenBank genome assembly
AUGGCGGCCGCGGUGGAAUUUGGCGAUCAGAUUUUACAAGUGAUCGGCAAUCACGAGAAAGAUUCCUUCUCGGUCUUCCAGGAGAUGAGAAAGCUCGAUGAACUAUGUGACAUCACACUCAGAGUGAACAGAAGGGAAAUACGCGCUCAUCGAGUUGUUCUGGCAGCUUGUAGUUCGUACUUUCGUGCCAUGUUGACCACGGGGUUCCUCGAGAGCAACCUAGGCACGAUAUCUUUGCAGGAUUGCGACGAAACCGCUGUUGAACAACUUGUAGACUUUCUGUACACAUGCAAAAUGAAUCUCAACGAAUCAAACGUGGAAAAUAUCCUUGCAGUGGCGAGCUUAUUUCAAAUCCAGCUUGUCGUUCAGAAAUGUGCAGAUUUCCUGGGAACCCUAAUUAGGAUUGAAAACUGCCUCGGUAUUCAGUCGCUGGCGAUGCAGUAUUCAUUGGGAAAUCUUGAGUCUAAAGUGAGGAGUUUCAUCAGUUGGAAUUUCUUAGAAGUGUCGCGGGAGAGUGAAUUCGUAUUGAUUCCUCCUCAGCAACUCAGUAAGAUCGUGGAAAGUGAUCGCUUGCAUGUUAAGAUGGAGGAGGACGUGUUUGAGGCUGUUAUCAGGUGGUAUAAGCAUGACAGAGGAGAGAGGAUAAAACAUUCCGUAAGUUAAUUUGUUAAAUGUAUGCAAUAUCAAUUCUGUGCGAAAUUUCUGCCGAUCUUCAAACCCUUUAGUAACAUUCUGUAGAUGAGUCGAACGGAAAGGGGGACGGCCCAUGAACGGGGAACCAUACUCCCGACAAAGGGCCUGAGUAGCCGGAGAUUUUCCUCUCGUGCAUCGUUAAGAGACAUGAAGUUUUCCAUUUGCUUAAGAUACCGAUCCAACUUAGGUGACCCUCCCAAAAUCUCCACAUGUUUCCUUGACAAUUUCCCGGAACCCUUUUAAUCCCCAUAGGCGAAAAGGGCCACUGUGAGAGUUUUACGGAAGAACAAAGCAUAACGACUCAGCCAGGGCUUGAAUCUAGAGCUAUCGAUCCGUUGCCUUGUGUACUAACCACUAAGCUUAUGCAUCUGCAUACUAAUUAGGAGUCUUGUUGGAUACUAUUGCAAUUCCUCACAUUUCUUAUUUCAUUUGACCCAUUUCAGUUAGAAAAUGACUUUGUCUCAUUAAUUUUCUGCAGGAGAUUUUCGAGUUAGUUCGUUUUCCUUGCAUGACCACAGAAUAUUUGGAAAACGUUGUCUUAAAAAAUGAGCUUGUUCUUGGUGAAGAGAAUUGGAAGAAGUUCGUAGAGGGUGCCAUAACUCUUUUGACUUCUCCACUGAGUGUCAAGAAGAGGGCAGUGACGAGACGAAAAUCACCUAAUGUACUAUACCUGAUUGGUGAGUUGUCCUGCAGGAUUGAAACAUUUGACUUAGAAAGUGGAAGCUGCACGCCCGCAAGUGAUAUGGCGCAAACUGCAGGAUGCGCGGUGGCUGUCAACGAAGACCUGUAUGUUGUGCUAGGAGGGGGUACACGCAUUGAAAAAUACGACCCCAAGCUGAAUGCUUGGGUCCAAGUUGGCAAUGGGAUCAAAGAGAGCGAUUUUGAUGUAUGUGAGAGCAUGGGCUCGAUUUAUGUGGUAGGAGGUGGAAAGCGCGCGAAAAGCUUCAACAUUGCUACGCGCGCAUGGAGUAAACUUCCAAACAUGAGCAUGCGUAGAAGCUUUCACAGAGCUGUUGGACUCCUAGGAAAGGUUUACGCUAUUGGUGGAAAUACACCCCCAGGGGACAAAACUGUAGCCUCGGUUGAAUGUUAUAAUCCUGCGAGUAACCGUUGGGAAUCGGUCGAGCCUAUGAACACGGAACGCUUUCGACACGGGGUUGCUGUAGUGAGAAGUAAAAUUUACGUCGUUGGCGGAUUUGAUGUGCGAAAAAGUAGUCUCAAAUCAGCAGAAGUGUUUGAUCCAGUGGUAAAUACUUGGAGUUUUAUUGCUCCGAUGAAUUAUCCACACCGUGAUUUCGGUGUAGGAGUCACUCACGAUAUGAUGUUUGUCUUUGGAGGUUCAGGCACAAAUUGUAUUGAGAGUUACGAUAGAAACACUGAUGAUUGGAAUGUGGUUGGGAGUCUGGCGACGAGGUGGAAUACUUUCCGUUGCGUACUGUGCCCUUUAUUUCAAUUUUAA